AUGGAUAAAGUCCAAGCCUUCGGGAAGAACUUCACUGCUACGUUCAGUCCCUUUGCUGCCCGAACACAGCAGUAUGUGAAGGAGCAGCUUGGCCAAGCUGAGGAGAGGACUCAACUUCCAAAUGACUACCUCGAGCUCGAGAAGCGAGUCGAUGCUCUAAAGGCUGUCCACCAGAAGCUCCUCCAGGUCACCUCUCAAUACUCGAACGAAGCCUAUGACUACCCACCUAACAUCCGCGAAUCCUUCAACGACCUCGGCCGCACCAUCAGCGAGAAAGUCCAGCUUCUGUCCCAGGCUUCGUCCCCGGGAGAAGCACAGUCUGCUCUGACUGCCCCACCGUCCGCAAAGCCGCAGCCAAAAACUUUCAGCCAUGCCAUUGCCCGCGCUGCUCUUGCUAGCUCUCACACCAUUGUCGAGGCCAACACCCCUGGCACCGAAGACCAAUUGGCAGUUGGCCUAGAGAAGUUCGCUCUUGCAUCUGAAAAGAUCGGAGAGGCUCGAUUGGCUCAGGAUGCUCAGAUCCAGUCUCGUUUCCUUGCUGGAUGGAACACAACCCUCAACACUAACCUCAUGUUCGCUACCAAGGCCAGAAGAAAUGUCGAAAACUCAAGACUUAUGCUUGACUCAACCAAGGCUGCUAAGGGUGCCACCAAGGACAUGGACCAUUUGAGUGAAGAUGCUCGUGCCGAGAUUGAGCAGGCAGAGGACGAGUUUGUCGGACAGACCGAGGAGGCAGUUGGCGUAAUGAAGAACGUCAUUGAUACCCCUGAGCCACUGCGCAAUUUGGCCGAUUUGAUUGCCGCCCAGCUUGAAUACCACAAGAAGGCCUAUGAGAUCCUCAGCGAACUUGGUCCCAUCGUUGAUGGCCUGCAGGUCGAGCAAGAGGCAAACUACCGCAAGAGCCGAGAGGGUGCUUAA
Molecule: messenger RNA, 918 nt
Organism: Nannizzia gypsea CBS 118893
Lineage: Eukaryota; Fungi; Ascomycota; Eurotiomycetes; Onygenales; Arthrodermataceae
Exons: 6
Coding region: 1-918 (305 amino acids)
Cellular component (GO): cytoplasm
Molecular function (GO): protein binding
Source: RefSeq, a predicted model, not a curated record